This is a messenger RNA of Penicillium egyptiacum, 1410 nucleotides long. The record is from the annotation of a GenBank genome assembly. Lineage: Eukaryota; Fungi; Ascomycota; Eurotiomycetes; Eurotiales; Aspergillaceae.
AUGCCACGCAGAUACAACGUCCGGUUCGCCCCAACCACGCAGGUGUCUGUCGACAAACCCAUCGCUUGUGAUAAGUGUGGCCAAUAUUCGGAGAUAGGCGCUCUUCCCCAGAGAAGUCGUUCCGGCUGUAAGGACUGCAAGAGACGACGGGUCAAAUGCGAUGAGACAUUCCCCGUUUGUCUCCGAUGCCAGAAACGAGGGACGGUGUGCGAGUCGGAAAGUUCGUUACCACAAUGGCAGUUGGAAAUUUCUCCACUAGUUUCGCGCGGCAUUACCUCGCCUUCACAGAUGCGUCUACUGAGGCACUGGUGUGAGAAAGCCAGCCAGAUCAUGGUUUUGGACCCUGAAUCCAAUCCUUUCUCGUUCCAAAUCCUUGCAUAUCUGGAUAUUUCCCCAUCGCUCAUGCCAUCUAUCCUGAGCGUCAGUGCGGCCCAUGAACAGUUUUUCAGAAAGGAAUGCCUUGAGACAUGUCUUGAGGAGCGAGGCAAAGCGCUGUUGCUUCUGCAAAAGGAGCUGGGUGGUAAACAGCCACAUCCAACUACGUUCUUUAGUGUCUUUAUGCUUGGAAUUAGCACCCCUUGGAUCGAUCCCUCGUCUUCCCAGUUCGGGUAUGAGCACCUGACUGGAGGAAGGGCUUUAAUUGAGCUAAUUAUAAAUUCAUCGACAAAUACCGACCGCCAAUUCGCACAGUUGGCUCUUGGCACAUAUUUAUACUGGGAUAUGGCGUGCUCAUUUCUUUGUGAACCAAGUCAACAAUCCCAAAUCAGCUCGUCGAUUCCAGAGGCAGUGGCUAAGAUUGCUGGAGACUUUCAUCCGAUUAUGGGCUACUCGGCUGAGAUCAUGUAUACUCUAGCGAAUCUAGGGCGAUACUGCAGGUCAUUCAUUGAGCUCGGCACCAGAGACUUUGCGCUAGAAGAAGAAUCCGAAGCACGGUUGCUGGCGUGGCAACCAACUACCAAAUGCACAGAACUCAUGCUGCUGGGUAAUUCUUUCCGAAACCAUGGCCUGAUCAAUCUGUACCGAAUCUGUGGACGAACAGGUGGUCGGACUGAGGAAGACUUAGACAUGGGAAAUUACCCGCCUGUCCAGGACAUCGAAACAGAGAAGAUCAUCAGGCAAUACGCUCUACAGACAGUCAGAGAUUUGAGCCAAAUCCCCACCCACAACUGGCAUACCAAUAUGCAGGCAAUUUCGCUUCUGACUGCAGGAUCAGAGCUUACGGCAUAUGAUCACAGGGAACGAGAUAUAGUGGUUGGCCGAUUUAAUGCUUUGUAUUCAAUCAACCGCUUACCCGGUAACCUCAUGGCGAUUGACAUUCUGCAAGAUGUUUGGCAAGCCCGUGACCUUGAAAUUCCUACCUCCUGGGUACACGUCAUGCUCCUACGAGGAUGGAGGUUAAGCCUUGGUUGA